CAGAGACCCAGGCGUCGCUGGACCAGGCCCCUGUGCAGACGCAGGAUGGGGCGGCAUCCCCGGGACCCCUCCUUCCCCCAGCCAGCCAGGCCGGGACUGGAGCCCCUGGGGCCGGCCGGGGAUGGCCCGCAAAGCCAGGGGUGAGGUGGGGCUGGGGGAGCUGCAGGAAAGGAGGGCGGGAGGCCGCGGCGGCGCUGCACUGCAGCAGCUGUUCCCGGUGGGUGACUGGCCCGUCCCGGCCGAGCCGCUCGGGCUGUGCCACACGGCGCAGUGGGGAGGGAGGCAGAGCCGCGUCCCCGUCGCAGCUCCCCGGGGACCGAGCGAGGAGAUCCCGGCUGCCGCCCGCCCCUCGCCUCCCCCGCGCGCGCCCAGCCCGGGAGGAGGAAACGCGAGCCGCGCGCAGUCACCGCCUCCUCCUCGGCUGCCGCCACCCCCGCGCCUCGGCGCCUGUUGCUGCGGCCGCCUCGGGACCCGCCGAAGCCCUCGCCGCCUCCUGAAGAGGCGGGAACCCGCCCCGGACCCCCCCCCCCCCAGGCCCGCAGCGGCGGGAAGAGCUCAGCCGGCUGGGUAGCAUGGACUUCCCGCCCGCCCAGGCCGUCGCGGCGCUGCACUGGGGCACCUGCGUACCCCGGCUCUGAGGCGUCUCGGCUCAGGAGUCUACGUCAGAGGCGUGUGGAAGAGACUGGUCUAAAAUAGAAAUACAACGGCAGCGUUGUGCUGAGUUUGCAGGCCUUUCCCAAGAUGGAACCCAUAACGUUCACAGCGAGGAGACACCUGUUUCCGAAUGACAUGUCGGUGGACUUUGGCCUUCAGCUGGUGGGCUCUUUGCCAGUGCAUCCUCUCACCACCAUGCCCAUGCUGCCCUGGGUGGUGGCAGAGGUGCGGCGGCUCAGUGGGCAAGCCUCUAGGAAGGGGCCUGGUCCCAAGCAAGUCCGGCUUUGUGUUUCGCCUUCUGGACUGAGAUGUGAACCUGAUCCGGGGAAAAGUCAGCAGUGGGAUCCACUGAUCUGUUCUAGCAUCUUUGAGUGUAAACCUCAGCAUGUUCACAAACUGAUUCACAACAGCCACGAUCCAAGUUACUUCGCUUGUCUGAUUAAGGACCGCGUGGCCCACAGACAGAGUAUCUGCUAUGUGUUCAAAGCCGAUGAUCAAACAAAAGUGCCCGAGAUCAUCAGCUCCAUCCGGCAGGCAGGGAAGAUUGCCCGGCAGGAGGAGCUCCACUGCCCCUCGGAGUUUGACGACACGUUUGCCAAGAAGUUCGAGGUACUUUUCUGUGGCCGAGUGACAGUGGCUCACAAGAAGGCCCCGCCGGCCCUGAUCGACGAGUGCAUCGAGAAGUUCAACCACGUCAGCUGCAGCAGAAAAGCUGAAUUUGAUGCGACCCCUCAGCAUCCUGAAGCCACGGGCCCCUCUGGAGGACUUUCCUUCACUGAGAAAGUACGGUCGGUGCUCCAGCCAGUGGGCAAUGGGGAGCCAGGCCCCAGGCCCAUGCGCAAGUCCUUCUCUCAGCCAGGGCUGCGCUCCUUGGCCUUUAGGAAGGAGUUUCAAGAUGGAAGCCUCCGAAGUCAUAGUUUUUUCAGCUCCUUUGAGGAAAACGACAUUGAGAACCACCUGAUUGGUGGACACAGUAUUGUGCAGCCCACAGAUAUUGAGGAGAAUCGAACUAUGCUCUUUACGAUUGGCCAGUCUGAAGUUUACCUCAUCAGCCCCGACACCAAAAAAAUAGCUCUGGAGAAGAAUUUUAAGGAAAUAUCCUUUUGUUCUCAGGGCAUUCGGCAUGUGGACCACUUUGGGUUCAUUUGCCGAGAGGCAUCCGGAGCUGGAGGCUUUCAUUUUGUCUGUUACGUGUUCCAGUGUGCAAGCGAAGCUCUGGUCGAUGAAAUCAUGAUGACCUUGAAACAGGCUUUUACGGUGGCUGCUGUGCAGCGGACAGCCAGGGCGCCUCCCCAGCUGUGUGAGGGCUGUCCCCUGCAGGGCCUGCACAAGCUCUGCGAGCGGAUAGAGGGAAUGAAUUCUUCCAAGACCAAACUAGAACUCCAGAAGCACCUGACCACAUUAACAAACCAGGAGCAAGCAAUGAUCUUUGAGGAGGUUCAGAAAUUGAGACCGAGAAAUGAGCAGCGAGAGAAUGAGUUGAUUAUUUCUUUCCUGAGAUGUCUAUAUGAAGAGAAGCAGAAAGCUCACAUCCAUGUUGGGGAGAUAAAGCAGACACCACAGAUUCCUGCGGAGAAUAUUGGAAAUGAGUUACCACCCAGUGCCACUCGAUUUAGGCUAGAUAUGCUAAAAAACAAAGCAAAGAGGUCAUUAACAGAGUCUUUAGAAAAUAUUUUGUCCCGGGGUAAUAAAGCCAGAGGCCUCCAGGAACAAUCCACCAGCCUGGAUCUGGACAACUCCACAUGUAGCCCGCUGGGUAACACCAGCAAAGAGCCGAGCACCUGUGAGAAGGAGGCCCUGCCUGUCUCCGAGAGCUCCUUCAGACUCCUGGGCUCCUCGGACGACCUGGCCAGCGACUCCGACAGCUACCCCGAGGAUAUGCCCGCCCCACUCUCACCCCAGCAGGGCUUCCGGAGACGUGCCAACACCCUGAGCCACUUCCCUGUGGAAAGCCAGGAGCCUCCGGAGCCAGCUCAGGCAUCUCCUGGGGGCUCUCAGAGGAAGCUGAUGAGGUACCACUCAGUGAGCACAGAGACGCCUCAUGAACGAAACGUGGACUACCCUCCAGGGGGCGAGUCUAAACAUUGCUCAGGUCCAUCUCCAGCUCCUGCUCCUCCAUCUCGUCUUAACCCCUCCGCCUCUUCGCCAAUUUUUUUUAAGUACCUAAAACAUAACUCCAGUGGAGAGCAAAGUGGGAAUGCUGUGCCAAAGAGCAUCUCCUACCGUAAUGCCCUGCGGAAAAAACUUCAUUCUUCCUCCUCUGUGCCAAAUUUUCUAAAAUUUCUGGCUCCUGUAGAUGAAAAUAACACCUCUGACUUUAUGAACACAAAAAGGGACUUUGAUUCCAAAGUCAAUCACCUGGGCGAUGUCAGUGGAACUCCUGUGAAGACCCGGAGGCAUUCCUGGAGGCAGCAGAUAUUCCUUCGAGUGGCAACCCCACAGAAAGCCUGUGAUUCUCCCAGCAGACACGAAGAUUAUUCAGAACUGGGCGAACUCCCCCCACGAUCUCCAUUAGAACCCGUUUGUGAAGAUGGGCCUUUUGGCCCUGUGCCAGAGGAAAAGAAAAUGACGUCUCGAGAGCUUCGAGAGCUGUGGCAGAAGGCGAUUCUGCAGCAGGUCCUGCUCCUCAGAAUGGAGAAGGAAAACCAGAAACUACAAGCUUCUGAAAAUGAUUUGCUGAACAAGCGCCUGAAGCUUGAUUAUGAAGAGAUCACUCCUUGUCUUAAAGAAGUAACUGCAGUAUGGGAGAAGAUGCUGAGCACUCCAGGAAGAUCCAAGAUCAAAUUUGAAAUGGAAAAAAUGCAUUCAGCGGUCGGGCAGGGUGUGCCGCGUCACCACCGAGGUGAGAUCUGGAAGUUCCUGGCAGAGCAAUACCACCUGAGACACCAGUUUCCCAAUAAGCAGCAGCCAAAGGACACGCCGUACAAAGAACUCUUAAAGCAGCUCACCUCCCAGCAGCACGCAAUUCUCAUUGACCUGGGGCGAACCUUCCCAACGCAUCCUUACUUCUCGGCCCAGCUAGGUGCUGGGCAGCUGUCACUUUACAACAUCUUGAAAGCCUACUCACUGCUAGACCAGGAAGUGGGGUACUGCCAAGGCCUCAGCUUCGUGGCCGGCAUCUUGCUGCUUCACAUGGGAGAGGAAGAGGCGUUCACCAUGCUCAAGUUCCUGAUGUUUGACAUGGGCCUGCGGAAGCAGUACCGGCCAGACAUGAUCAUCCUGCAGAUCCAGAUGUACCAGCUCUCAAGGCUGCUUCACGACUACCACCGGGACCUCUACAGUCACCUGGAGGAGCACGAGAUUGGCCCCAGCCUGUAUGCGGCCCCCUGGUUUCUCACGGUGUUCGCCUCUCAGUUCCCCCUGGGAUUCGUAGCCAGAGUCUUUGAUAUGAUCUUUCUUCAAGGAUCAGAGGUCAUAUUUAAAGUGGCUUUAAGUCUGUUGGGAAGCCAUAAGCCCUUGAUUCUGCAGCAUGAAAACCUAGAAACUAUAGUUGACUUUAUAAAAAACACACUCCCCAACCUGGGCUUGGUGCAAAUGGAGAAGACCAUCAAUCAGGUGUUCGAGAUGGACAUCUCUAAGCAGUUACAAGCUUAUGAAGUUGAGUACCAUGUGCUUCAAGAGGAGCUUAUUGACUCCUCUCCUCUCAGUGACAACCAAAGAAUGGACAAGUUAGAGAAAACCAACAGCAGCUUACGCAAACAGAACCUCGACCUCCUGGAACAGCUGCAGGUAGCGAACAGUAGAAUCCAAAGCCUUGAAGCCACGGUGGAGAAGCUCCUGACCAGUGAAAGCAAGCUGAAGCAGGCCGCCCUGGCCUUGGAGCUGGAGAGGUCAGCCCUGCUGCAGAUGGUGGAGAGGCUUCAGGGGCAGGCCAUGGAGUCUGGCUGUGGGCAGCCCCAGGUCACAGGCGACUGAUAUCCCAGGAGACAGCCCCUCGCCAGAGCAGAGCUCCAGAGGAGAGGCAGCCGCACCAUCUGAAAGCACUGUCCAGGCCUUAAGUGAGAGGGACAGGAGCUGCAGGAGAGAAAGAGAAAGUGAGGCAUGAAGAGUGCUUCUCAGGGAGGGCACCAACUGGCCAGGAGGCAGAGUCUUCCGAACUAAACUUUGCACUUCGGGGCAGAUGUCCCAGCAUCUUUUUUAUUUUUUUGGUUGUCGUUUUGGUUCUGAUGCAUCCCUUCUCAGAGUCCAGAUUUCUGUGCUCAGUAGUUGGUUCUGAUGCAUCCCUUCUCGGAGUCCGGAUUUCUGUGCUCAGUAGUUGGUUCUGAUGCAUCCCUUCUCGGAGUCCAGAUUUCUGUGCUCCAUAGUUGGUUCUGAUGCAUCCCUUCUCGGAGUCCAGAUUUCUGUGCUCAGUAGAUGUAGGUGGCAUGGACAUGAAUAAAAUGCACCUUUGUAUCUC
This is a messenger RNA of Erinaceus europaeus (western European hedgehog), 5050 nucleotides long. It is a transcript of the gene TBC1D1, whose product is annotated as TBC1 domain family member 1. Bases 742 to 4569 code for a protein of 1275 amino acids. The transcript is spliced from 22 exons. The record is from RefSeq and is a predicted model, not a curated record. NCBI's taxonomy places the organism in Eukaryota, Metazoa, Chordata, Mammalia, Eulipotyphla, Erinaceidae.